Messenger RNA from Soboliphyme baturini, 483 nucleotides. The record is from the annotation of a GenBank genome assembly. NCBI's taxonomy places the organism in Eukaryota, Metazoa, Nematoda, Enoplea, Dioctophymatida, Soboliphymatidae.
UUGGUGCUAAACGUUCGGAUCUGUAGACGUAAACCACUUACUGCACAGGCAUCGCGUAACCGAGUCACGCAGGGUAGGGAAAGCGCUACCCAACCGUUCGCAAUCGGAACUCGCUUCAACGUUGCCUGCUCGCAUAUUGGAGGGGACGCUAUGAACGGCGAUAGCAACAAUAUUGGCUUAUGCAAUUUAUGCUGGUCUCUGAGGAUUUUGCCUCUUCAGUUCUUUCCUCGCUACAUAAAUGAACUCAGUUGCAACAACAACAAAACGGCAUGCCUUUCAGGCUACGGAACAUGUCGGCCCCGCCUGAGAAAUAUCGACUCGGCCGUCAUAUUCGCCCCCGUUUCGUGCGAGUGUUAUGUCGGUUACGGUUCGGUGUUGUACAACCUAGUCACUGUUAUCGUCGUUUACAGUCCUCUACGUUCCGGCACCGCGAACGACCUGAAUAACAAGAAUAGAGUCUUUUAUCUGAAUAAUAAAAGCUGA